UGCGCGUCCGAUCGGAUGCCUAUGUUUGACCUUUUGAAUUCCCUUUCUUUAUUUCAACAUCAAUUACUCAUUCAAUUUAUUUUACACUCUAUCUAUCUUUAGUGCUGCAAAGCCUGCAAUUCUGUAAAUUCCAUAUACACAAGCAAGUUAGCAACUGCGCAACAGAGAGCGCGAGAAAACCUUCAACCUUCAACAAUGGCGGGUGACUUAUUUGGCGACUUACCACCUCCUUCAUACCUCUCACCUCCUUCUCAAGAACAACAAGAACAACAACUUCAUCUUCAACCUCACAAAUCUGUCAAAAUCAAUGAAAAUAAUAAAACAACUAGUAUUAUUAAAGACCCAACUCCACUCCCUCCUCCUCCCCUCAAAAGCGCCUUCAAACGAUCCAAGCCUCCAGAAUCUACCCCAAAUGAAGAGGUUGGAUCUGGAAAGAAAUUGAGGUUUAAAACCUCCACGGAUGCUUCUAUAUCACAAAUUGCUGAGGCCAUGCAGAAGAUAGCCUCCCACAUCGGAAAUUCUGCUAAGUUCAGUAAAGCUUCGAAGUUGGCUAUACAGUUGAUUCAGGCUGGAAGUGUCAAACCUGAAACUGCUGAUCACUUCUUUUCCAUACUGGAAGCAGCAAUGUUUUCGCCUACUUCAUGCAAUAAUGCUUCUGCACGAUCAGAUUAUCAUGCAUUGUUCUCUGCGGCACAAGAUGCAAAAGAUUGUCUGAAUAAGAAGCAGAAGAAUCAACUAACUGUAUGGACCAUCCGAGCCGUGGUGGCAAAUGACUUGUAUACUGAUGACAGCUUUUGUGGAUGUUCUGUGCCUCUGUGGCUAACUGGAUGGUAUUGUAGCAGUUCAGAGUUGCCAAAUGUAGAAGCUAGGCGUAUGCAUACUGGUGUGCUUAUACACCACAGUGACUUCAUGCUUGUGCUUGUAAAUGGGUUUAUUAGCUUACAACCUAUACCUUCUGUUGGACCACUUCAUUCUGUGCAUUCUUGUUCGGGCUACAUGCAGUUCUCAAAAGCUGCUGGUCGCGUCAAAGAUUUGAUAUCCAAUCUUCCUGUUGCAACCAAGGAAGAUGAUGCUGAGGAAGUUGCAGCACUUCAAGAUGAGAAGGAAAGGGUAAGUAGAGAGGUUCAGUCAAGCCAGGAUGUGAUUCCCUCUGAUCUUUCUAAUGAGGUUACCACCAAAGAAGAGUUCGAUCCUUUUGGGCUUGAUGCUCUUAUCUCAAGUAAACCGAAAAAAGAAGCAAAAAAUAAUAAAGGGAAGGAGGAUGAAGAAGAGAUGAUGAGAUUUCUGAGGUUACAAAGAGAAGCCAUAAUCAAUUGUUUGGAGAUAGCUGCAAAGCGCUAUAAAAUCCCAUGGUGUCAGACUGUCAUUGACAUACUGGUAAAACAUGCCUAUGACAAUGUAUCACGGUUCACCUCUCAACAAAGGGAUGCUAUAGGGAAACUUUGGACUUCAAUACGAGAGCAACUUAAUCGUCGAAAACAAGGGAAGUCAGUUUCCGGUAAGCUUGAUGUGACUGCUUUUGAAUCUCUUCAAGAGAAGUACUCAAAUGAGAAGAUCAGCAUUCGUCGUGCUGUUGGGGGUACUGGGGACAGACGUUGUCAGCAGUGGCUUGGUUGAUUGGCUUUAUAUUCCUUCGUUUGUACCAGCUAAAUCUUGUACACUUAUUUGAGCAAAUGGCAUUUAGAGAAUGUCAUUUUCAAGUGAAAGAGCUGUAAGCUUCAACUGUAUAUACUGUACUUCCUAGUUAUAUAACAUUUCAGUAUCUUUCCCUA
This is a messenger RNA of Chenopodium quinoa (quinoa), 1772 nucleotides long. RefSeq lists its product as uncharacterized. Bases 196 to 1617 code for a protein of 473 amino acids. The transcript has 7 exons. NCBI's taxonomy places the organism in Eukaryota, Viridiplantae, Streptophyta, Magnoliopsida, Caryophyllales, Amaranthaceae. The record is from RefSeq and is a predicted model, not a curated record.